AUGAGGUUAUUGUCGUUUUUCUGCGCUUUGGUUGCGUUUCUUCCCUUCUCCCAUGUUGCAGCCUCUAUCAAAUUGAUUGAAUCGAAGUCCCUCGUCCCCUGCCAGGAUAAUUCCAACUUUACCGCCACACUUUUUAGUGUCCUUUUUACCCCACACAACAACUCUUUGAGGGUUGAGGUGGUUGGUGUAUCCUCCAUCGCUGGUAAUGUUACUGCCCAAGUGGAAUUGAUCGCCUAUGGCUUCACUGCACUCAAGCAAGUCAUCGACCCGUGCAAGCUGAAAAAUAAUGCCGUGUGUCCGAUGACCAAGGGGCCGAUCAAUCUGGAGACUAAUUAUAACAAUCUCCCUUCUGAUGUGGUCAAUAGAGUACCAGGCGUUGCGUAUGGCGUUCCAGACCUUGACUUGAAAGUCAGAAUCUAUGUAAACUCAACGAAUUCGAGGACCAGUAUCGCCUGUGUUGAGGCUGCGCUUUCCAAUGGAAAAACUGUUUAUCAUCGAACCGUCGCUUGGAUUGUGGCUGUUAUCGCUGGCUUAGGUCUAGUCACAUCCGCUGUCACCUCUGGAUUGGGUCACUCGAAUACCGCGGCGCAUGUUGCUGCUAAUGCACUUUCUUUGUUUGGAUUUUUCCAGGCUCAGGCUAUGAUUGGAAUGUCUAGCGUGAAGAUGCCUCCGAUUGUACAAUCUUGGACGCAAAAUUUCCAGUGGAGUAUGGGUAUCAUUCGUGUGGGUUUUAUUCAGCGACUUGCUACGUGGUAUCAACGUGCAACGGGUGGACAGCCUUCCACCGUUUUACAGUCACUCUCGAACACAUCGGUUCAAGUAUUGAGAAAGAGAUCACCUGAAAUACUCCAUGAGCUUGUUACCCGAGCAGCUAUGCAGCUCGUUAAGCGCACAAACAGAGACGACGGCGUGAGCGAAAAUAGUGCAACAACAGUCGUUCGGGGUAUCGAAAGAGUUGGCUUCCGGGCUCGUAUUGAACGCACUAAUAUCUUCAUGACCGGCUUGAUUUUUUUCGUCAUUUUUGUCGCUAUUGUUAUGGGCCUCGUGGCAGCAUUUAAAGGUGUCUGUGAACUCCUUGCCAAAGCUGGAAGAAUGAAGAGCGAAAAAUUCCAGGAUUUCCGACAUGGGUGGCGUAUUGUGAUGAGAGGUAUCUUAUUUCGGCUGACAUUGAUCGGCUUCCCACAGAUGUGUAUUUUAUGCCUCUGGGAGAUGAUGCAUAAAGAUUCUCCUGCAGAAGUUGUUCUUGCUGUUGUGAUGGUCCUUGCUGUGGUUGCUUCUCUUGCCUGGGCAGCAUGGAAAGUCAUUCGCCUAGCUAAAAAAUCAGUGCUCAUGCAUAAGAACCCAGCAUACAUCCUCUACUCAGAUCCGUCUGCUCUCAACAAAUGGGGUUUCCUCUACAUUCAAUAUCGGGCUACAGCAUACUACUUUGUUGUUCCCGUUCUGGUCUACCUUUUUGUUAAAGCUAUGUUCAUUGCAUUAGCACAAAAUGCUCCCAGAGUCCAAGCGUUUGGCCUGUUCUUUAUUGAAUUGGCAAUGCUUAUCGGAGUGUCCGUUUUCCGCCCUUGGAUGGACAAGAAGACUAAUAUUUUCAACAUUUCUAUCGCUGCGGUCAACUUUUUCAAUGUCCUUCUGUUACUCUUUUUCACUGAGAUCUUCCGACAACCGGGUCUUGUAACUGGUGUCAUGGGCGUUGUCUUCUUCAUCACUAAUGUGGCGUUCGCCCUAAUACUUCUUAUUCUUGUUCUCAUUGCCUCAAUCUACGCCGUUGUAUCAAAGAACCCGGAUACGCGUUACCAACCCAUGAGGGAUGAUCGUGGCUCCUUCAUUAAAUCUCAAACCCAACUGACAACUGAAUUGGAUGCCCUUGGUGCGACAGCACGCGGCGAAGGAAAAGGGUAUAUGGAUGACGAUACUUCAUUCUCGAAUCAGUCUUUAAAUCGCAGCCACAAUGACUCCGUCAAGAACGGCGUUUCUGGUAUUGCUACCGGCCAGCAGGGUGCCCGACAACCGCCUCACUCCCCAGUGGACACAUCUGUUCCACUUUUCCCUAUGGGGGAGCAAGGCCAAGGCCAACUCUCUCCAUCCAACAUACCACCAACUCAUGAUCCCCGUGGAAUGUAUCACAACAACAAUGCUAGCACUCAUAGUGGAGACUUUUACGGCCGAUCUCAGAAUACGUCACCGGUGCCUAGAGCAUACACAGGCUCACCGUUUGGCAGAGAUGGGUCCGCAGCCCCAAAUCCCCAUCAAUACCGCAUGCAAAACAAUGGAAGCCCCUGGCAAAGAGGUGCUGGUUAUGAGCGUUAA
This is a messenger RNA of Ophidiomyces ophidiicola, 2307 nucleotides long. It is a transcript of the gene FLC3, whose product is annotated as putative flavin carrier protein 3. The coding region runs from base 1 to 2307 and encodes 768 amino acids. Gene Ontology annotation, biological process: fungal-type cell wall biogenesis; transmembrane transport. The record is from RefSeq and is a predicted model, not a curated record. NCBI's taxonomy places the organism in Eukaryota, Fungi, Ascomycota, Eurotiomycetes, Onygenales, Onygenaceae. The transcript is spliced from 4 exons.